Erpetoichthys calabaricus (reedfish) is the source of this 5072-nucleotide messenger RNA. It is a transcript of the gene lhfpl2b, whose product is annotated as LHFPL tetraspan subfamily member 2b. Gene Ontology annotation, cellular component: membrane. NCBI's taxonomy places the organism in Eukaryota, Metazoa, Chordata, Cladistia, Polypteriformes, Polypteridae. Bases 822 to 1499 code for a protein of 225 amino acids. The record is from RefSeq and is a predicted model, not a curated record. The transcript has 6 exons.
GGUCUGUGGGCCGGGAUGCCGACUGAGUGUGUGAGCGCAGAAAGCCUUGCAAGUCUCAACACACGUUGAAUGGAGAAGAAAGUACGCGGUGCGAGGAAAGGAAGCUUUCGAAGGAGAAGUGUGUGCGAGUAGCAGGGAGCCAUCAAGGACUCACGGAACGACUGAACCGAUUUGAGGACCGGGCGCAGACCGUGCAGCAGAGCGGAUCUCACGUGCGGCCACGCGUCCAUUCAUUGCCCGAAUUCCAAACCGGGACAGACACCGCGGCGGGUUCGGAAUGGUUACAGACGUACACUGAAGAUUAGUGGUGAACACAUCCACUGCUGAGUUUUUCAUGUGGUGCUGACUUGCUGAUUCAUCCUCUGUGAAGAAUUAACCAAAAGGCUCCAUGAAAAUCAAGCUGUUGGAAGAGUUAUUUUAAAAGAAGAAAAGAAAGCGCCAGUGGGACUUUAAAGACAAACAACUGUAGGUGUGCUCAGAAGUGAUGUAAGAGAACUCGGGGAAAACCCAAGGGACAUCCUACAAGAAAAUGUAGAGUCAUGUAUCCAGUGUGAAUGUUAACGCCGACCGCACUUCACUGCUCACAGACAGGCAGAGGAGAAGAGAAAGUGGCGCCAGUUAAUCAAUAACCGAGAGAUUGGAGGGGAAUUUCUUGGGUGAGCCCGCCUGUGGAUGCGUCUGGCUGUACUUUACUCUGAAGUGAAAAGCAGGAAGGAGGCGAGCAUAUUUUUAAACGUCUGCCUUGCCGAAGAAGAGAAAUUCAAAAAAAGUCUGAAGACGUCCACAUCUGCGCCAGCCGAUUACAGUUCGGGAUCAGCACCAUGUGUCAUGUGAUUGUAACCUGCCGCUCCAUGCUGUGGACCUUGCUGAGCAUCGUGGUAGCCUUUGCGGAACUGAUUGCCUUCAUGAGUGCGGACUGGCUAAUUGGGUGGGCUAAAUCUGGAAUGACAGACCAGAAGGCGAGUCCGAGCAGCUCGAGCACCGGGGAGCGUAGCCUCCCCACUCUAGGCAUCUAUGGACGCUGCCUCAAAUUAAAGUCUAUACAUGAAACCUCCUGCGGACCAUAUGCCGAGCACUUUGGGGAGAUUGCCAGCGGGUUCUGGCAGGCCACUGCGAUUUUCUUGGCAGUUGGAAUUUUGCUACUUUGUGCCGUGGCGUUCGUUUCUGUGUUUACCAUGUGCUUUCAAAGCAUCAUGAAGAAGAGCAUCUUCAACGUCUGUGGUCUGCUGCAGGGAAUUGCAGGUCUCUUCCUCAUCCUUGGCCUCAUGCUGUACCCUGCUGGUUGGGGCUCCCAGAAGGUGCUGGACUACUGCGGCCCAGACGCCUCGCCUUACCGGGUAGGCCAGUGCUCCCUCGGCUGGGCCUUCUACACAGCCAUUGGUGGAACGGUGCUGACCUUCAUCUGUGCCGUCUUCUCAGCCCAGGCGGAAAUCGCCACAUCCAGUGAUAAGGUUCAAGAGGAGAUCGAGGAAGGCAAAAGCCUCAUCUGCCUUCUGUGAAAGCACAUCCCUUGGGCUGCAUCCUAGUCGUCUGGGGAGGAAGACCUGGGAGUGAGUGGAGUGGAGUGUUGUUUAGUCCGCCAGUGGUGAGCAGGCCUGUCGUCUGUUUUCAGCCUGUUUGCUAUGUGGUGACCAAAGCGUGCAGAGCAUCGAGGAGACGCACCCCUUCAUUCAAAUUCACUUUAUGGGGUCUUUCCAAAAGGAAGCUGAUGUUUUCAGUCCAUUUGCCAGUAUAAGCUGCAGUGCCACACCACCAGCUGCAAUCAAGCCAUGUAAAUAUUGUUUAUAGUGCCAGUUUUAAUAACAUUAAUUUGGAGCCUAAAAAGAGGACGUCUCCCAUUUCUGGAUGGCCACAUGUGAACCACUCUACAUACUGGAACCCAUAUCUCAGCAGGAGUCCAUUUGGUUGGCGCCAUCAACUGGUUGAAAAGCGCAUGGAUUUUGCACAGACCUGAAUUUCAGAUUUGGAAACUUGCCACUGUCAAUAUUUGAUAUCAGAUCUUGGGAAUGCGAUUCAUUGUGCCGACAUUGUAUACGCUUCUGUAAUGGAACCUGCAUUUUAUGGAGCAUAACAUAUGGCGUACACAAUCCAGAGCAUUCUGGGCAACAUCAGCCUGGUUUGCAUGCAUAAAAGACAAUGGCAGACGGUGCUGCCAGUAAUCACUUCCAGAGCCCCCUUUGCUCUGGACUCAGAUGUCUAUUUUUCCAGUAAGCAGCAUUGCCAGAGAAAAAACUAAGAAAAGACCUCCUUAUUUUGCGGCUCAAAUUCUGGACGUCCCAAAGCUGGUUCUCAACACCUCCCUACACAAACCCCCCCCGCCCCCCCCAGGUCCUUUUGGUGCUCAAAGUGGGCUUCUAUGCAGGGACAUACUUUCCACUGUUAGCCACAGUCAGCCAUUCCAGUUUCCAGCAUAGUGGAGAUGCCCCCUGCCAGAAACAAUAUUGCCGUCCACCCCAGGGAAGACGCCUCGCAUCGGCUAACGGCACAUUCCUCGCAGUCACCAAUCGGACUGACGACUGCACAGUGUUGUGCUAAGGGCUUUUUUGAUUUCCCCCCCCACCACUCUUCAUUCUUCAGUUUGUUUGAAUUUUGAAAAAGAGCAGAGAGGCAGUUUGAGCGCAGCUUUGUUCAACUGCAGUUCUCCGAAUCUGUUAGCACUUUAGCCCUUGGGAAGUCGGCUAACGACGGGAUUAAAGAGUGAAAGGGAAAAACGCAGCAAGGGGGGACCCACAUGUCUUCACGGCCUGUGCCAGAGGAUCGGAAACGUAGCAGGAAGGCGUCACUCCUGAUGGACAUUCUCUAUCCUCUCAGGGCUUUGAGGUGCCAAGGCCGGGAACACGUCACACAGCCCCUCAGUAAGCAGGACGAGCGAGUGGACGACCCAUGACCACCUAGACCAGAGGUCCUCAAUCACAGUCCUGGUGGGCCGCAGUGGCUGCAGGUUUUUGUUCUAACCUGUCAAUAAUUUAAUUUCACGGCUUGUUCGUGCUUUAACUCUACCAUGUCAGGUCAUUCUCAUAUCCUUGAUUUUCUUCCCCUUUCUAAGGAUAUCAUCCAAAUGAUAUGAAGGCUAAAAUGGACGAGUAAUUCUCGGUCCUUCACUUUAAACUCUUCACUUUCCUUCCAAGUAUUUAAUUAAGCCCAAUAGUGCAUGAUAAAUACACACAGGCGUAAAUGGACGCCAGCUAAAUGGAGGCCUGCUGGUUUCUUUUGUCAUUUACAUGUUGUUGCUAAUAAGGACCAAUUAAAAACCGAGAAUACAGCUGUUUAAGACUAAAAUAAGCAAUAAGGGUUCAAAAUCUUAACAAGCAAGAGAAUUAAAAUGAAGCACAAGUGUUACUUGAGCAGUAAGUGCUUCUCUUUAAACAACUGGGUUAGAGCAAAAACUGGCAGCCACUGCGGCCCCCCAGGACCGUGAUUGAGGACCCCUGACCUAGACCAGUCAGUAAUUAUUAAAGCAGGAGAUCUCUGCAGGUCUUGCAAAGUAAAAUCCCAGAGUGCAUCACACGGGCACGGCUCUGCUUGCACAAGUUCUCACCAGAAGAGUGCCACCAUUACUUCACCCACAAGACACAAUAAGAGCAGCACACUGGCACGUCAAGUCUUUCGGCUGUAGACCACUCGCCAGUGGCGGGCGCAGAGCCAGUGUCAGAGUCCUCACCCUACGCAGCUCAUGGUUUGGUGAUCGUUGACACCUGCUGUUCAUAGCUGUCCGCCCGAGUGAUGGUGGGUGUCAGACAGCCGUCAACAGAAAGCGACUCGUUGUGUGGUACUCUUUUUCCUUUUCUUGCCACUAUUUUCCUAAUAUUUAUUUGUUUCUGUCUGCCCGUUCACAUUGCAACUUCCUACUGUUUUAUGAAAACUGCACUUGUCACUGUGUGGGUAGUAAUGGCAGGGUGAUGCUCCUCGAUGGGACCACCUCCUUGCGUCUUUGUGACCCAGGGGUCAGAGGAGCGGUGCUUGACAGUCGUACCACAGACUGAUUUCCCAGACUGAAACAAUCGCACGUCCUCUUAGCCCCUCGGUCACUGCAAUGCCAGAAUCAUUCAAAGACCAAUCAUCCCUUCAAAGUGCCUCUCUAACAAAGAAAUGUUUUCCACGUUUCCUUGGACUUUAAGGUGCAUCUUUGACUUUAGUUUUUAUCGGUGUGAAAUUCCUUCCCAUACUGUGAAAACGUAUUUGACAGGAACGGCUGGCGUGAAAGGCCUUUGGACUCGCACACCACCUCUUAUGUUUCACAAGUUUGUCUUGCAUUUUUUGGAACGAGCGACGACAUCAGAUUUAGGGAUUAGACGGACCUUAUUCAGCAAAAGCAAAAUAAACCGUUGUGCGUAUCUGAACAUCAAGAUCUCAUUUGAACUUGGACUUGAAUCUGUCUGCAGCAACACAACAACAUGGCCUGUCUUGGUCUUUCAUUAUUCCACUGGACUUUUCACGGUGAAUUUCCGUCAAACCCUACAAGGCCAUAUUUUGUUACUGCAUAAUAAGUGAUGCUCUCUUACUUUUUGAUUUUUACACCGAUUUCCUUUUCAAACGUGUCCCUGAUUGUAACUAAACCUGUGUAUGUAGAGGCGCUGCUGCCUUUCGGUGCCUGUGUGGUCCAAUUUGUGUUGUGUUUCUUGAUGUGUAAAGCAAUGUGCCAUAAUCUUUCCUGUAAAAUGAGCAUAUUUAAAAACAUAAAAUGUAUAAUCAUGAAUAUGUGAGAUAUGUGCAAUAUGGACGCGGAGAGCAUUCUAACAACUGCAACUCGAGUGCUGCCAGAAUACCGACGGGAUGCCGCGGCGCCAGCUUGAUUCCAAGGCGGAGUUGUGAAAGUCCUCACCAGCCCCAGGGACCCCGAAAUCAAUCCUGCCGUGAAAUUAAGGGCUACCUAGCAAGCGAACCACCUGUGCCCGCCAGUGCUUUCAGCAGCUUGGACUUGUCGAACCAUCCCGGCCCAGUGAUUUCGAUCGGGAUGUGAUUGCCCUGUGCAGUUUACAGUGUGCUAAGGACCAUUAAAGAUAAGUCUUUUUAUUUUGUUCACCUUGUUAGAAAUGUAAAUCAAAUUAAUAAAAUAAAAUGUGCCUUGACAA